ACAAUAAGGAUCUCCGACCACUGACCAAACUCCAUUUGUAACCACUGCCUAUUUGUACUUUCUCUCCAAUGACUCUUUUUCAUUUCACCUGUCUGACCAAAUGGGAAUAACAAGUAGCACUCCAAAGGUGGAUGUGAAAUACACAUGUUGUGGGAACCGGUGGCCUACAUGGAGUAACACGCUCUUGGAGUACUCGGGGAUAUGUGCUUUACAUGGGAAUGGGAAUGGCAAUAUGGGAAUAUUUUGCUUUCUUUUGAUUUUGAAUAUUUAAUAAGAAUGGGAGAAGACAGCAGGAAUAUGCUUACUAAAGCACAUUCAAGGCCAGCAGAAAAGCCUCUGUGGAUUGACUGGGGUAGAUGGCACAGAUAUGUUUCAGUAACAAGCAAGUCAAACAGUGACUCGGAUGUUCAGCCGAUGGCUCCAGUUCCUCCAAGUUAUGAGGAAGCAACUGCUGGUGGAAGCCCUUGUUAUAGUGGAGCUUAUACUGGAGAUGGUGAGAUGCUCACAGAAUUCAGCUGGGAUGACCAAAACAUCAGGAGGAUAUUCAUCCGCAAGGUGUACAGCAUCCUUAUGAUCCAGCUAUCUGUCACAAUUGCCUUUGUGGCUCUUUUUGUUUUCUGUGAACCCGUGAAAUAUUACAUACAGACCAACCCUGGCUGGUAUUGGGCAUCAUAUGGAGUGUUUUUUGUCACAUAUCUGACUCUAUCCUGCUGCCGUGGACCACGGAGGCAGUUCCCAUGGAAUCUGAUUUUGCUCAUUAUCUUUACUCUGUCUCUUUCUUACAUGACGGGAAUGUUGUCCAGCUACUACAAUACUAAAUCUGUCAUCAUCUGCCUGGGUAUUACUGCCUUGGUGUGUCUUGCUAUUACUAUCUUUAGCUUCCAAACCAAGAUUGAUAUUACUUCAUACCAAGGUGUGCUGCUAGUCUUCUGCACAGUUUUGUUUAUUUGUGGACUUGUCCUGGCAUUCACUCUGCCCUUUGGAUAUGUUCCAUGGUUGCACGCUGUAUAUGCUGUACUGGGAGCAAUACUGUUUUGCAUGUUCCUGGCAUUUGACACACAGAUGCUGAUGGGGAAGAAGCAAUAUACCAUAAGUCCUGAGGAAUACAUCUUUGCCACUCUAAGCUUAUACCUGGACAUUGUUUACAUCUUCUCUUUCAUUCUCCAGUUGUUUGGAACCCCAAACCGGGAGUGAAUAUGCUGUUAACCUGAAGCUCUAACGGCUCUCCUGAGUGUUUUUUGUUUCUCUGAUCUGAGCGAUCCUGUCUUUCCAGCAUGAUUUGGAUCUUCAGGGCACAUUGUUGUGUUUGAGCCCCUCACCUCAGGUUUUAUGAUGUGCCAUGCAUUUAUCCUGUAGCAUUUAGGAGGUAUUGCAUAUUCAUUGCAUACGUACACUGGUAAAACUUUAACAACAUUCAGCCAGUUUUACAAAUGGUGUCAUAGAAAACAAAACAGAACAUAUUAAAUGCACUGGUGCUGUGAAACCUAUAUGAUGUCAUUAGCAGUGAAAGUGCAUGAAAUAGAGCAAAAACAGCAUCAAACCGAGGUGAAACUGUUUAGUAGGAUUUAUCCAUCAGUGCCCACCACAUUCAUCUUUGUGUCUGACCCUGCAAAAGAUUCAUAUGUGAUAUCACAGCAUGAGGACAUUUUAACAAAUCAUUCUGAAAAACUAGAUAUUGUGGUUUUAGGUGUGCACAUACAGUAUGAAUCAAUGCAACAUUUACCUUUCUGAGUUCAUUUGUACAAAUUCAAUUGAAAUAAUCAGUGUUUCAACUUGAAUUUACCAUAAUAUUUCAUAUGCUAGGAAUGUUCUAUUUGGUGAUUUUCACUGCCAUUGUAAAGUCAUUGACUUGAUUGAGAUAUGCUUUUUGAGCAUUAAUUAUAUUGCUUAGACCUUUAUGGGUUAUUAAAUACGAUUUUUUCAUUCCAUAGAGUUUUAAUGUAUUAUCAUCUGCACAGAUCUAUUUUUGAAGACAGUGAGUUGUGAAUGAUUUUGGAUGUGUACAUAGCUUUACAGUGUUCACUAAAAGAGUGCAGCUGGAUUUAAACAGUAUGCAGUGCUACAUAUUAGGUAUUUUCCCCUGUUUGUAGCCUUUACAGUAGAGAUUGUGUAAUAUAAUUUAUUAAAAUGUAUUGAAUAUGAAAUGAUUUAAUGUCAAUGUAUGUUCCAGUUGCAAAUUAAAAGGAUGCAUUUCCUCAGUCAGAGUAAAUAA
Molecule: messenger RNA, 2212 nt
Organism: Carassius carassius (crucian carp)
Lineage: Eukaryota; Metazoa; Chordata; Actinopteri; Cypriniformes; Cyprinidae
Product: protein lifeguard 2-like
Exons: 12
Coding region: 202-1194 (330 amino acids)
Biological process (GO): negative regulation of apoptotic signaling pathway
Cellular component (GO): endoplasmic reticulum; Golgi apparatus; membrane
Source: RefSeq, a predicted model, not a curated record